Molecule: messenger RNA, 2676 nt
Organism: Nicotiana tabacum (common tobacco)
Lineage: Eukaryota; Viridiplantae; Streptophyta; Magnoliopsida; Solanales; Solanaceae
Source: RefSeq, a predicted model, not a curated record
AUGGCGGGUGACAGAAUAAAAACUUGUUUUAUGAUUAUUGAUAGUAGUAGUUGUGCUAAUGUGAUCUAUGUAAAGGAAUCUGAAUCUGAAAAUGGGAAUAUCUUGAUNGAUUCUCGACUUGGGUGUUGGGUUGGGUACUUGCCUACUUGGGUAUUGAUUGGGAUUGGGCUUGGGGGAGCUGGGCCUGGGUGGGAGUGGGAGUGGGACGCUGGGGCCUGGGAUGGGGCAUGGCCUGGCCGCGCAUACUGCUCUCUGACAGCAAGCAUUUUAACCCGAAAAGAGAUCAAGCUAAUUAGGAUGGAGAAUGUCAACAUUAAUGAGAUUGCUACACCAAGUACUCAAGAAACUGAAGAGGAACCUGUGGGGCUUGAGGAUGAUGCUGAGAAGAUAAUUAAGCUACUGACCAGAGGAAUAAGGGAACGGGAUAUUGUCUCUAUUUUUGGCAUGCCUGGUCUCGGAAAGACCACUUUGGCAAAAAAGAUAUUCAAAGAUUCUUCUAUUGUUUCUCACUUUGAUGUUCGAGCAUGGGUUACCAUUUCACAAUCAUAUGAUGUGAGAGAGCUGUUGAGGGACAUCUAUAAGCAAGUGACAGGUGUUAAGUACAAUGGAGAUAAGAAGAGUGACAUAGCUGAUAUGUUGCGCAAAUGUUUAAUAGGCAAAAGAUAUCUCAUUGUCUUGGAUGAUGUAUGGGAAGUAAAGGCAUGGGAUGAGUUAAGAUUAUGUUUUCCAAUCGGUAGACAAGGAAGCAGAAUCAUGUUAACAACUCGACUUGAACAUGUGGCAAUGGAAGUCGAGCACUGUACCAAUCCUUAUUCCCCUCGAUUCCUAACAAGGGAAGCGAGCUGGAAAUUGUUGGUGAAAAAAGCAUUUCAAAAGGAAACUUGCCCUCCUGAAUUCGAGAAUGUUGGGGUACAAAUUGCAGAAUAUUGUAAAGGACUGCCUCUUACAAUUGUUUUGAUUGGUGGAAUUCUGGCAAAGAAAGAAAGGAAUGUCUCAGAGUGGUGUGAAGUUGCAAACAAUUUAAAGUCUCAUCUUGGAGCAGUUGAAAGUGAGAGCAACUUGGCACUGCAGUUAAGUUACCGCUACUUACCGGAUCAUUUGAGACAUUGCCUUCUGACUAUGGGAGUAUUUAGGGAGGAUGAAAAAAUUGGAGCAUCUAAAUUGAUGUUACUCUGGAUGGCCGAAGGCCUCGUUCAAUGUAGUGAUGAGAGAGGAUUGGAGGCGGUAGCUGAAGCUUACUUGACCGAUAUAAUUUCUAGUAGCCUUCUAAUGAUUUCAAAGACGGCCUUUGAUGGCAAGGUGAAGUACUUGCAAAUUCAUGAUGUAGUGCGUGACUUUGUCUUAAACAAAACUAAAGAAGAAAAGUUCAUGCAAGUUAUAGGGACAAAUAACCAAUAUCAACCUUCAUAUGAUGAGGAACAUCGAGUAUGCAUUCACCUCGACCAUAAGCUUCGUCGUGAUUUGCAGAGAUUCAACAACGAAGUAGAUAGAUUCCUCACAAGCGGCUCCAAAAAAGGAACAUCUUUUGGACAAGAACUUAAAUCGUUCUUUGUUACUAAUAACGUGGAUGAUUUUCUUGCUUAUAGAGAUUUUUGGAAUAGUGAGGCUAAUUUUCACGGUACUGUUUCUAAAGAGUAUUUAUCUCGUUCGUAUCAUUUCUCAUCAGUUGGAGACUUUAGACUUCUUAGAGUGUUGGAUUUCAGGAACUGCAUUCCAGGGGAUUAUACGAAUAUAGAAGAUAUACUGCAAUCACUAGUUUACCUGAGAUACCUGGGAAUGUGUUUUGAAAAGUUUUUUUUCGAGUGGGUAUCACACAUGUGCGACCUGGAAACUUUACUGGUGGAUACUGAGAGAAUAGUAGAGGCGACACCUCAUAUUUGGAAGAUGACGAAACUAAAGCAUGUAGACCUAUUAACACUUUUACCUCGUGAGAUAUUUGCAGUUUCUGAAGAAGGCCCGUCUAAGAUGGAGAAUUUGAGGGCCUUUAAAGGCAUGUGUUUACUUCGUGACGAUAUAGAGUUAAUUGAGAGGUUUCCCAAUCUUCAAAAGCUUCUCCUCAUGAUAGCUGAUAAUGAUAUUGAUGAAGCUAGCUCUCUAGUUCUGAAAUUGGAUGUUCUUACACAGCUUCAAUCCCUCGUGGUUGGUUCGAUGUGUAAUAUCACCAAUUAUUAUUUUCCUUCAAGUCUCAAAGAGCUGAUCCUCCGAAAAGUCAAUAUACCAGCAAGUGCAACUUCCACAAUCGCUUGGUUACCCAACCUUCAAAGACUGAUAUAUGAAGGGUGUAAAUUCGAGCAAGAUGAGUGGGACGUGAGAGAUAUGGAGUUCCCGGUACUCAGAAUCUUAAAAUUUCAAGGCGUUCAUCUUAGGGAAUGGCAUGUCUCAGAAUCAUCAUCAUUUCCCAAGCUUGAGAGUUUAGUGCUAAGAUCUGUUGAAUUGCUUGAGAAAAUUCCUGACAGUUUUGCGGAUAUUGGAACGCUUACAACAAUCAAGGUGUUCUAUUGUGAUGAUAAUGUCAAGGCUUCAGCUUUGGAGAUUAAGGAAGAAGUAGAAACAACUUCAGGAUGUGACAAUCUCAAGAAUAUGUUUAUAUCAUUAUGUUAUGUUACAUUAAUUAUUGUUGUUAAAAAAAUAGGGAACAAAGAGAAUAUGAAGAGGAAGAGAAAGAGGAAGAAGUAG